AUGGAGGACGAAGACUGGGACCUGCAGGCGGUGGUGAGGGGGUGCUGCGGAUCGGUGAGGUCCACGGCGGAGGCGGCAGCUACGGCGGAUCCCUUCUCUUUCCUUCCCGUCGUCGCAAAGAAGGAGAAGGUAGAAGAAGAAGACGACCUUCUCCGUUACCUCCCGGAGGUCUUCUCGACGCAGAGGGGGGUUCACGAGCUCGAAGAACUCUGCAAGCCCUUCUUCACCAAAUCAUUAGAGCAGCAACAGCAGAAGCAGCUCUCGCCGGAGGGGAGGCCUUCCUCCUGCUCGGCCGCUCCUCCUCGCCCUUCCUUUGACGGCGGAGCGGCAUCUCUGCCUCUGCAGCAGCAGCAGAUCGGGGAGCCUCAGGCCCGGUCAUUUUCCCAGACCCCACGGGCUAAGAGAAGGUACCCGUUGCUUCUUCCUUGUCUGCUAACCUCCUCCCCCAAUUAGAUGGAGAAAUAGGAAGCUGCAGAGCCGAGAUUCUCAUCCUCUUCCUCCCUUCUCCGAUUUCUGAAAUUCCCACAGGAAGAACCAGCAGAAGAAGGUGGUGUGCCAGGUCCCCGCCGACAGCCUCUCCUCCGACAUGUGGGCCUGGCGCAAGUACGGCCAGAAACCCAUCAAGGGCUCCCCUUACCCCCGGUCAGUGAUUCAUCUUCUUCCUCUAACAAAGUCCCGCUUCCAUGUUAUUUCUUCUUCUUCUUCUUCUUCUUCUCUCUCUCACUCUCUCUACACCGAUUCCUGGUGAUCCGAAGGAUCAGAUGAUUGAAGUCGAUGUUGGUGGAAGCAGGGGCUAUUACAGAUGCAGCAGUUCGAAAGGGUGCCUCGCCAGGAAACAAGUGGAGCGCAGUCGUACGGACCCAGAUACGCUGGUUAUCACCUACACCGCCGAGCACAACCACCCAGUUCCUACCCAUCGCAACUCCCUCGCUGGCAGCACCCGCCAGAAGUUCCCUUCUUCCUCUUCCUCCGCCGGCUCUGCACAGAACUUCGCCGGCGCCGACGGCGGCGGCACGUCGGUCGGCGCCAGCGACCCCGAGCAGACGAGCAGCAAGGGCACAUCCUCCGGCCCCCUCUAUUCGCCUACGGCUGCUGGUUUCUCACCGACGACGCCGCUCACGUCCUCCAUGGAGGAAGAGCUGCUCCGUCCCCAGCGGCUCACCGGUCGGAAGGCGGAAGGGGAGGAGGCAGAAGAAGACGAGGAAGAAGAUGAAGAUGACGAAGAGAAUCUGCUGCUUCUCGAAGACAUGGAGAUGCUGGGGGACGACGACUUGAUGUUCAUGGACUUCGACCAGCUGCCUGAACCCAACGUCGCCACCGCCUUCAACGACGGCUUCUCCGAACGCUUCGGGGCUCCGCCCCACCCGUGGAUGCCCAGCGGCGCCGCCACUGCUGCCGGUGGCGGUUGA
This is a messenger RNA of Spirodela intermedia, 1409 nucleotides long. Lineage: Eukaryota; Viridiplantae; Streptophyta; Magnoliopsida; Alismatales; Araceae. The record is from the annotation of a GenBank genome assembly.